AUGGAUUGGGAUUCAAAAGACAAAGACAACACAUACCCUUUUAUUGGUUUACACGAGCCUUUCUCUAAUCUUAAUGAGAUGGAAUUUGAGGUUCACGGCAUCUACAUGGAUCAUGAACCAGACGAAGAGUUCAUUACUCCACUGGACAAGUGUAAGGAUGCGUUUCUUAAUGUGUUACUAACUGAUGAAAAUAUUAGAAACUCUAGUUUGACUAAUGAUGUAAGAGCACAAAUGUAUCAUGGUGAUGAAUUGAAAACUGAUGAAGAUGAAGAAGAGCAAGACCAGUUGAAAAACAAAUACAUAAUACAUGAUCCAAAAACAAGAUGGGACAAAAUGGAACCAAAACUUAGUGACAUUUUUGAGAAUGUUACACAGCUGAAGUUUUGUAUCCAAAACUACACAAUCCACAAUUGGUAUCAACUCUACCUUGAAAAGUGUGACAGUAGCAAAAUACUUUUAAGAUGUGGGAAAAGAAAUGAGGAUAAUGCUUGCCCUUUUAGACUAUAUGCCUCAUGGAUGUUCAAUGAAAGAUCUAUUCAAGUCAAGACUUUAGAAGCUACUCAUGCUUGUGGUAGGAAGUUCAAACUUGGCUCUAUGGUUACUCCUGAAUGGAUAGGUGGACACUACAUAACUGAAAUUGCAAAUAAACCUAAGGUGAAGCUUAAAGAGAUUAUUACUGACAUCAAACAAAGGUUUAGGUGUAGUGUAUCUAUAGGCCAAUGCGUAGGGAAAAUAAAUGGGCCAAGGAGCUAA
Molecule: messenger RNA, 753 nt
Organism: Lactuca saligna
Lineage: Eukaryota; Viridiplantae; Streptophyta; Magnoliopsida; Asterales; Asteraceae
Source: the annotation of a GenBank genome assembly